Molecule: messenger RNA, 861 nt
Organism: Clavispora lusitaniae ATCC 42720
Lineage: Eukaryota; Fungi; Ascomycota; Pichiomycetes; Serinales; Metschnikowiaceae
Product: aldo-keto reductase superfamily protein
Molecular function (GO): oxidoreductase activity
Source: RefSeq, a predicted model, not a curated record
AUGUCUUUUCCAGUCAAACAAUACAUCAAACUCAACAAUGGCAUCAGUAUUCCACUGAUUGCAAUGGGGGUUUAUCUAACCCCUAAAAACUUGGCGCUGGAGUUGGUGUACAAUGCUUUAAACGUUGGUUACAGGCAUUUGGACUGCGCCGAAAUGUAUGGAAAUGAAAAGGAAGUAGCAGAUGGCAUUACCAGUUGGCUUCAGGACCACAAAGAAUUCAAAAGAGAAGAAAUCUUCUACACGACGAAAAUAUUUGACGACCAUCAGGGAUACCAAAAUGCAAAAGCUGCAAUUGAUGAUUGCUUAGCCAGAGUCAAGAGCUUAGGUUACAUAGACUUGAUGUUGAUCCAUUCUCCACAAACCAAUAAGGAAGACAGAUUGGGCACGUGGAAGGCAAUGGAGGAAGCUGUGCAAGCAGGGAAAAUUAAGUCGAUUGGUGUGUCGAAUUAUGGUGUCCAUCAUUUGCAGGAGCUUUUACUUUGGAAAGAGUUGAAAAUUAAACCCGUGGUUAACCAAGUGGAAUUGCAUCCAUGGAUGAUGAGAACAGAAAUCGUUAACUUUUGUAGAGUUAACAGAAUCGAGUUGGAGGCUUACUGUCCUCUCGCACGUGGCAGGAUGAUGGAUGACCCAUUUUUAAAACAAAUGGCCAAGAAAUACAACAAGACACCUGCCCAGAUAUUAAUUCGGUGGUCUUUACAGGAAGGGUUUAUUCCACUUCCCAAGACGGCCAACAAGAAUCGUGCAGUCGAGAAUAUUCUGGUUUUUGAUUUUAAGAUUCUGCCUGAUGAUGUGGAAGCUCUUUCCCACCCCGAAGCUUAUGAGAGAGUAGGCGGAUGGGACCCUGUUCAUUAUCGGGGUUGA